CAUGCACAUCUGGGAUGGCAUGAGGGUGAGUAAAUGAUAGAAUUUUCAUUUUUGGGUGAACUAUCCCUUUAACGUGCAAUCAACCACUAAAAGCAGCUAUCAAGCCAUACUCUACAUCAUGUAAUUAUUAAUCGUUGUAGUUUGUUUCUUCUUUGCAUCUGUUUCUUUCUUUAGGGUUGCUUAUUUAUACUUAUUUUGGUGAGGUAAGUUGCUUACACUGGUGUGAUUAUUACAUUUUACUUACCUGCAAAGGGCGAUGUUAAUAACAAUAGAUACGUAUAUCUAGAAGCAGUUUUUGUUUUAAAAAACUACAAGAUUGUUCAACAGCAUGCAUCCAUCUCAGAGACUCAAAUUACUUGUUACACGGCUCUCUGGAAUACUCAAUUCUGAUUGGUCAAUCACUGUAUUAAUCAGUCAAAUAUUUCUGAAUAAUGACUUCACAUCUGGCCCCAAACUGAUAUUUAAUUUGUUAUGCAGGUAUUGUGGUUAACUUUCCUAUUGUGCUUCAGUUGUCUCGUAUUACUCUGCAAUCACUUCAAGUAAGCUAAUAAAGUAAUUUCAACUGAAAUCUAUAUUUUAUGUCCAUUUAUUUAUUUAUUUAAGUAGCCUCCGAUUUGCAUCAGGGUUUAUUUUUUGAUAAAGACUAGCUGAUUGUACAUUUUCCGUACAUAAGAAAACAACAAACAAUACUCUCAAAAAACACAAGAAUUCAUAAAAUUUCAUUUCAUACAUGUUUCUCUUUUUGAUUUUCCUUCCUGUAGGCAUAUUCAUCCUUUUUAAAGCCCUGCCUCUACAAUGAGUCUCUAUGAGGAGAGAGAGGAGGGAGGUGCUGCUCAGACACGUAAAGCAGCAUUUCCAGAACCCAGUUGUGUGUCUAUGAUGAGUAAUAUGUCCAUGCCUACUCCCCCUGCAUUGAGUAAUUGCCCAGUGACCGCUGACCCUGUAUUGGAACAUAAUGAUGUGAUCAGACAUGUGUCCCAAGACCUACAGAAGGAUUCUCACCAACCAGUGGAUGAUUUCCUGCAAAGAGUCAAAGACAAACACAAAACCAGCAUGAAGAUCAAGUAUGAGAGCUUAUUUGAAGGAAUUAAACUACAAGAGAAUCAAACUCUCCUGAACAGGAUAUACACACAGCUCUACAUUAUAGAAGGAGAGAGUGAAGGAGUGAAUGAAGAACAUGAGGUUUUACACAUGGAGAAAACACCCAGAACACAACACUCACACAGCACUCCAAUCUACUGCAGUGACAUCUUUGAUCUCUUACCAGAACCAGGAUAUAAGAUGAAGAAAAGAAAGAGGAAAGAAGAAAUAAAGACAGUUCUCACUAAAGGCAUUGCUGGAAUUGGAAAAACAGUCUCUGUGCAGAAGUUCAUUGUGGACUGGGCUGAAGGAAAAGCCAAUCAGGAUGUAGAUUUCAUGUUUGUGCUUCCAUUUCGAGAGCUGAACUUGAUUAAAGAUGACCAGUACAGUCUUCACAAACUUCUGCUUGACUUCCAUGCUGAACUUCAAGAUCUGGACUCAAAGAUUUAUGAUGAGUGUAAAGUUGUGUUCAUCUUUGAUGGUCUGGAUGAAAGCAGAAUUACACUGAAGUUUUCAGACAGUAAGAAAGUUUCUGAUGUGACUGAGACGUCAUCAGUGGGUGUGUUGAUGUCAAACCUCAUCAAAGGACAUCUGCUGCCCUCUGCUCUCAUCUGGAUCACCUCCAGACCAACAGCAGCCAAUCAGAUCCCCUCUGAAUACAUCAACUGUGUGACAGAAAUCCAGGGAUUCAGUGAUCCUCAGAAGGAGGAAUAUUUCAAGAAGAGAAUCAAUGAUGAGCAUCAAGCCAGCACAAUCAUCUCACACAUUAGAAGAGCAAGAAGCCUCCACAUCAUGUGCCACAUACCAGUCUUCUGUUGGAUCUCAGCCACUGUGCUUCAAAACAUCCUGAAACAAGAUCACUGUGAAGAAAUCCCUAAAACUCUAACUGAAAUGUACAUACACUUCCUACUCAUCCAGAUUAACAUGAGGAACCAGAAGUAUGAUGAGAAAGAUGAGAGAGAUGCAGAGAAACUCCUGCAGUCCAACAGAGAAGUGAUUGUGAAGCUUGCUGAACUGGCAUACAAACAGCUGAUGAAGGGCAAUGUCAUGUUCUAUGAGGAGGACCUGAGAGAGAGCGGCAUAGACGUCACUGAUGCCUCAGUGUAUUCUGGGAUUUGCACUGAGAUCUUUAAAGAGGAAUCGGUGAUUAAUAAGAGAAAAGUCUUCUGCUUUAUACAUCUGAGCUUUCAGGAGUUUCUAGCUGCUUUCUUUGUGUUUUACUCAUAUAUAGUAAAUAAUAUGGAAACACUGAAGUUGUUUUUGUGGUACAGUUCUGGGGAAAUCUCUUUGUAUAAGCUACUAAAAGCAGGAGUUAAUAAAUGCCUGGAGAGUGGAAAUGGACACCUGGAUCUUUUCCUUCGAUUUCUGCUGGGCAUCUCACUGGAGUCCAAUCAGAGACUCUUACAGGAUCUACUGACACACACAGAAAACAGUUCAGAGAACAUCACGAAAACAACAGAGUACAUUAAAAACAAAAUAAAAGGUGAUGAACGUCUCUCAGCUGACAGAACCAUCAGUCUGUUCAAGGACUAUAAUAAUCAUCUUUCGGCUGACAGAUGCAUCAAUCUGUUUCUCUGUCUGCUGGAAAUGAAUGAUCAGUCUCUGUACAGGGAGAUUCAGAAGUUUCUGAAAUCAAAGAAACACUUAGAGAAUUAUCUCACUCCUGAACACUGCUCAGCUAUAGCCUACAUGCUUCAGAUGUCAGAAGUGGUGCCGGAUGAACUGGAUCUGAAGAAAUAUAAUACAACAGUUGAAGGUAGAAGGAGACUCAUACCAGCUGUGAUGAACUGCAGAAAAGCUCUUCUUGCUGGCUGUAAUCUCACAGAUCAUUGUUGUGAAACUGUGAGCUCAGCUCUACAAUCCUCAAACUCCCCACUGAGAGAACUGGACCUGAGAAACAAUGACUUGCAGGAUUCAGGAGUGAAUCUGCUCUCUGAUGGACUGAAGAGUCCUCACUGUCAACUGGAGGUACUGAGAUUGACAGGCUGCAAUCUCAAUGAUCAGUUCUGUGAAAGUUUGGCAUCAGUUCUUCAAUCUUCAAACUCCCCACUGAGAGAGCUAGACCUGAGUAACAAUGACCUGCAGAAUUCAGGAGUGAAGCUACUCUCUGAAGCACUGAAGAGUCCAAACUGUCAACUGGAAAUACUGAGAUUAUCUGGCUGUAUGGUGACAGAGGAAGGCUGUAGUUAUGUGGCUUCAGCUCUGAGUUCAAACCCUUCACGUCUGAUAGAGCUGGAUCUGAGCUACAAUCACCCUGGAGAAUCAGGAGUCAAGCUGCUUUCUGAUAGACUCAACAAUCCGAACUGCAGACUGGACAAACUCAAUGUGGAUCAUGGAGGAGAGUUCAGGAUUACAGCAGGACCACAAAAAUAUGCCUGUGAUGUUACACUGGAACCAAACACAGCACACACUCAACUCUCUCUGUCUGAGGACAACAGAAAGGUGACAUAUGUGAAAGAUGAGCAGCAUUAUCCUGAUCAUCCAGAGAGAUUUGAUUACUAUCCUCAGGUUCUGUGUAGAGAGAGUCUGACUGGACGCUGUUACUGGGAGGCUGAAUGGAGUGGAGAAGCUGAUAUAUCAGUGGCAUAUAAAGGAAUCAGCAGGAAAGGAGAGAGUAAUGACUGUUGGUUUGGAUACAAUGGGAAGUCUUGGAAACUGAACUGUUUAAAUAAGUGCUUUACUGCCAGACACAAUAAUAAGAGAACGGCCAUACCUGCCCCUUCACCCCGCUCUAACAGAGUAGGAGUGUAUCUGGACUGGUCAGCUGGAACUCUGUCCUUCUACAGCAUCUCUGACACACACACACUCACACAUAUACACACAUUCCACUCCACAUUCACUGAACCCCUAUAUGCUGGAUUUGGGGUUAAUGGACCCUCUUCACAUUUCCGGGUUUGGAAUGAAACUAUAGAAGGGUAAUCAGUGGUGUAUAGAGGAAAAUGGGAGACUCUGACCUUUAUGAUCUAGGACCUUUUUAUAGUGCAUGCUGUUGGUUGAAGAGAUUGUAAAUCUAUCCCUCACAGUAUCAUUUUCAUUCCUGCCAAAAAUUAAAUAAGUGUAGCCUAUUAAGGUGAAUAAGGUCUGUUAUUCGGAUAGUUCAGUGAAUUUGUGUAGAUGCAACAGGCAGAAAUUUUAGUAUAGUGACAUUCCUAGAAUUAACUGAGAUUUUAAAGGUAUAGUUUACCCAAAAAUGAAAAUUAUCUCAUCAUUUACUGACCCUCAUGCCAUCCCGGAUGUGUAUGACUUUCUUCAGCAAAACACAGAUAAAGAAUAUCUCAGCUCUGUAGGUCCAUACAACGCAAGUGAAUGGUGACCAAAACUUUAAAGCUCCAAAAAUCACUUAAAGGCAGCAUAAAAGUAAUCGAUAAAACUCCAUUAGUUUAAUCCAUGGCUUUUGAAGCGAUCCAGUCAUUUUUGGGUGAGAACAGACCAAAAUGUAACUACUUUUACACUGUACAUCUUGACAUCUGCAGUCUCCUUGGAGUAGUUUUGACUGCACCCAGCAGCUAAACAAUUUGCAUAAAUACAUUUGAUUGAAUAAGAUGUGAUAAAAUGCUCACCUUAAAGUUGCUGGUUCAUGCUUUGAAGAAGAGUGUAACUGAACUAUGCCCAGAUAAUCAAACAGCCUAUCAAAUCUGUAUGAAUUGUGAGGUGUCCAUUUUCAUGAGGAUUUACGCUAGUUCUCUACAUUGCUGAAUCAUAUUAGAGAGGGAAUUCAACUGCAAAAAGAUUUAAAUUUUACGACUCUUCAUUUUCUAAUCCAUAUAGCUCCAAAAGUUGAACACCUAGAAGACUGAAGCCACUCUCAUCUUGACCAGUCUGAUUUGUGAAUUUUUUCACAGCAGUUUGUUUUCCUGUCAACUCUUUUUAAGUCCAUAAGUCGGGAAGGUGAAAAAUAAGUGCUCUUAACAUUUAACGGCUAUUUCCAGUAAACACACAAUCUGGGUUCAUGCAAAUUCACUUGUAUUAUAUAGAACCUGAUUUGUGAAAACUUUCACGAUCACAUUUGGUCACGUUCGAUUGUGUCUUACUGCUCUACCCCAUUGCCUUGUGUAAUAAUAACAAUAUAGGCUGUGCCAAUGGAUAAAUCCAUCAGAGAAAUCAGCUUAUCAUUCUAAAAACUAAGCACCUAGAUGGGUCACAGUAGGCUCAAAUAGGCCUUCAUGAUUUGUGAAUUGUUUCACAUAUCAGUUUUUGUCUCUUAACCCUUUUUUGAGUUCUGUAGUCAACAGUUUACCUGAAAAAUCAGUGUAAUAAGCUUUGAGAGGUCACAUUCUGCAAAAACAUGAUAAUUAUGAUAGAAAAACACUAGUUUCAUACAAAACUGGAUAUGUGAAAACUUUAAAAAAUUGAAUUUACUCAGUUUGAUGGCUUCUUGCAUAUUGGCAUUGUAAAAUACUAAUUUUCUAAGCCAUAAAACCAAUAAACGUCUUAUAAUUCUACAAAAUGAGCACCUAGAUGGGUCACACUAGGCUUAAAUAGACCAUCCUGAUUUGGGCAUUUUUUCACAGAUCAGUUUUAGUCAUUUAACCCCUUUUUUUUUUCUUUUUUUUUUGGGCCUACAGUUUACCUGAAAAAUCAGUGUUAUAAACAUUGAGAGGUCACAUUCUUUAUGAAGGGAAAACAUUAGUUUUACACAAAACUGGAUUUGAAAAAAAAAUUGAUUUGACUCAGUUUGAUGGCUUUGGUUGGUUGUUGACAAAUAAAAUUUUGAUAUGGAUGAUACAGUAUGUCAACUAGCUAGUCAUUUUAUUUAACCCUUGUGCAGUGUUUGGGUAAUUUUUGACCCAUUUUGUUUUGGUUUCUUUAGUAAAAAUGGUUUCAUUCAUCUCAGUGGGCCAAGGCUUGGUUACUUUUUGCCAUCUGAACUCACAAAAAAAAUUGGACUGGAUUUGAUGAGUUUAGCCCCCGUGACAAAAAGGUAACACCCGUGGUGUUCCGGGUCAUUUUUGGCCCCCCAUAGGAAAUGAAUGGGAAAGACUAAAACACAGAGCAAUUAUCACACUAAGCCUAUAAUGCUGAUUUCUCAGGUAAACUGUUGACUCAAGAACUCAAAAA
This is a messenger RNA of Myxocyprinus asiaticus (Chinese sucker), 6138 nucleotides long. Its product is annotated as NACHT, LRR and PYD domains-containing protein 12-like. Gene Ontology annotation, molecular function: protein binding. NCBI's taxonomy places the organism in Eukaryota, Metazoa, Chordata, Actinopteri, Cypriniformes, Catostomidae. The transcript is spliced from 7 exons. Bases 796 to 3999 code for a protein of 1067 amino acids. The record is from RefSeq and is a predicted model, not a curated record.